Eurypyga helias (sunbittern) is the source of this 873-nucleotide messenger RNA. Its product is annotated as regulator of G-protein signaling 6-like. The record is from RefSeq and is a predicted model, not a curated record. The annotation marks the transcript as partial. Lineage: Eukaryota; Metazoa; Chordata; Aves; Eurypygiformes; Eurypygidae. The transcript is spliced from 10 exons. Gene Ontology annotation, biological process: G protein-coupled receptor signaling pathway; regulation of G protein-coupled receptor signaling pathway.
CCAUCUAUCUCUGCAAACGGACCAUGCAGAACAAAGCAAGGCUGGAGCUGGCGGAUUAUGAAGCCGAAAACUUAGCAAGACUUCAGAGAGCAUUUGCAAGAAAGUGGGAAUUCAUCUUCAUGCAAGCUGAGGCCCAAGUGAAAAUUGACAGAAAAAAGGAUAAAACAGAAAGAAAGAUUUUGGACAGUCAAGAAAGAGCAUUCUGGGAUGUGCACAGGCCUGUGCCGGGCUGUGUGAACACCACAGAAAUGGACAUUAGAAAGUGUCGUCGUAUGAAAAACCCUCAGAAGGUGAAAAAGUCAGUAUAUGGGGUUACAGAGGAGUCUCAGCCCCAAAGCCCUGUACACAUGCCCUCCCAACCUGUACGCAAAACUACAAAAGAGGAUUUCCGGAAACAAAUAACUUUCCUGAACGUGCAGAUAGAGAGACACUGUUUAAAGAUGUCCAAAGUAGCAGAAAGUUUAAUAGCCUACACGGAGCAGUAUGUGGAAUAUGACCCCUUUAUAACUCCUGCCGAGCCUUCCAAUCCCUGGAUAAGUGAUGAUGUGGCAUUGUGGGACAUCGAAAUGAGCAAAGAACCUAGUCAGCAGCGUGUGAAAAGAUGGGGUUUCUCCAUGGAUGAGGUGCUGAAGGACCCAGUAGGACGAGACCAGUUCCUUCGUUUCCUGGAAUCGGAAUUCAGCUCAGAAAACCUCAGGAUUUGGCCCAUAGCACUGCUUCGGAGGCCUGUACUAGAGCUAUGUAAGAAAUCUCAGCAACAGUAUUUAGCAGAGCCAGCAUUGCCAAGUAUCGUAUGCGAAGGCUUGCAAAGUUCCCUGAAGUUCAUCUUAGGGAAGGCAACUUUCCUGCUGUGGAAAGUUGAAGAAGAGCUAG